Molecule: messenger RNA, 1644 nt
Organism: Neoarius graeffei (lesser salmon catfish)
Lineage: Eukaryota; Metazoa; Chordata; Actinopteri; Siluriformes; Ariidae
Gene: bacc1
Product: chromosome 25 C17orf49 homolog
Exons: 6
Coding region: 226-819 (197 amino acids)
Cellular component (GO): MLL1 complex; NURF complex
Source: RefSeq, a predicted model, not a curated record
CAUUGUGGGAUUGUAGCUUUAGCAACUGUGCUAGCAGAGUAGAGAAAAUAACAUUUUAGUGUUAUGACUGUCACAGUUCACUCAUUUUAAAAGAAAAAAGUGCGUAAUAAUUACACUUUACUCUGGUUAGUAAGUAACUGGAUGUAGUUAGUGAGCUGGAGAAGUACAGCAGCAGUAAGGUUAGGUAGCUAGUUAACUGUUAUUGUGUUAGUAAACUUUGUUAGAAUGACUUCGUCUUCAGCAAAGGUGGGUGAAAUCUUCUCGGCGGCUGGCGCUGCCUUCACUAAAUUAGGUGAACUGACCAUGCAACUGCAUCCUGUAGCCGAUUCAUCUCCUGCAGGCGCCAAAUGGACAGAGACUGAAAUUGAGAUGCUGCGUUCAGCUGUGAGCCGCUUUGGUGAUGAUCUGAACAAUAUCAGCUCUGUCAUUAAAGAACGCACAGUUGCCCAGAUUAAGACCACAGUAAAGAGGAAGCUCUACGAGGACAACAGAGUCCCACUCCCGUCAGAGCCACCCCUAAAGACUGUGAAGAAAAGCACCGUUGCCAUGGCAGCACCUCCGGCAUCCGUGCCUCCAGCCUCACAAGUAGUGACAGCGGGAUUGCAGCGUGUUGCUUCUUUGUCACACACAAAUAAAAAGCCAAAAACCUCAGAUGUGACACUCAGUGCCCUGAACGACUCGGAUGUCAACAGUGAUUUGGUGGAUAUGGAAGGAUUAGGAGAGGGUUCGACCAAAAAAAACAAUUUCGAUCAAGAGUGUCUGAGUCUGGACUCCAGCUUGAUAAUGAACUCCAGUGACCUACCACUACUUUCCCGGUGAAACACAUUUACUGAACUAUUAGUGAAGUACCAGAAGACCAGUGCAAACCCACAGAUGUGACAUUCAGGCUAAUAAACUUUGGUUUGUUUAUGAACACCGGGAGAAGCAAACAGCGACAUACUAAUCAGAUGUAUUUCUGAAUUUGCUAGAUGUGUUUAGCUUAAGUCCUGACUGGCUUUGAACGUGUUUAAAUAUUUCCAUGGAGUGGUUCAGAUCACUGAGUAAAACUCUCAAGUGCUCUAGUUUUGCUUUUGUAUUAUAUUUUUAAAAAUAUUUUUAUUGUCAAAGAGGGAUGUGACUGCUCCCGUAGAAGUUUUAUUCAUCGGGUCUUGACACAACGUAUAAUGAAACUUUAAAAAAAAAAAAAUACAGUAUCUUUAUUUUCCUGAUUGAUAUGUACAAUGUCAGAUACAAAUUCUAAGGUGAACAGCAUUUUGUAUCUACUAGAAAUGAGACAUUACCAGGUACAGAAUAUGCUCAGAGGGAAUGAAUAUACCUUUAUAUACCUCAUUGCGUUAUAUUACAGUUCAUAAAAAUACAUCUUCCUCUUCUGCUUGUUGUGACUACAACAUAUUUACAUCUCCAACGCAAGAGGCAAGAGUUGUGUGUUUUGUUGGUUUGUUUGGGGGUUUUUUUUCCUCCUCAUUUUAUAGAAUGCUCCAUGUGCUUACAAAAAUUUACCCAACUCCCAGCCUCGCAUUCCAGCUUUGUAACAGUAACUAACACUUGUCCUUCAUCCUUAAAAAAAAAAAAGGGCAUAAGAUGCGAAUAGUGAGCCUCCCAAUUAAGUGAGAGAAAUAAAAGACAAGAAUGUACAAAUAAAAA